GGUGUAGCUCAUUUCUGAUAUAAAUAUGUGGAAAGAAAAUGGAUUUUGAUAAAAAAUGCAUUAAUUGUAACAGAUAUUUGCGAAAAACAGUUGGAUAUAAAAAAGUUAUUAUGACAAUUGAUGAGGCUAAUAUUGCGACAUAAAAAAUUGGAAAGAGAGUCUUUAUUAAUGAUACCUUUUGUGGUAAGUGUCGAGUUAUUUUAACAAGACCACCUAUACUUAAGAACACUGAGGAUUCAUCUCCAGAUCAAGUAAGUAUUGAAAGUCAGCCAAUUUCAUCUCAAUCCUCAUCCACUACUAUUUCAUCUGUAUCGUCAACUGAAGAUCCUUCAUAUGUUAUUGAAGAAAAAAUGGAAGAAGAAUUAGAAUUUAUGGAGUUGGGUUUUCCUCGAAUUGUUGCUACUCACAAAUACUGUUGCAUUUGUAGAUCAUCAUCAAAUAUCAAAUCUGUUCCAUUUGAAGCACGCAAACAAGUGUUUUUCAAAAGACAACUCCUUAUUCUCGAAGGAAAUCGGUGUUGUAAAGACCAUCUUAUAAAAAAGCGGUUCUACGAUGAAGACAUUAACAAUUUUCGAAUUUAUUCGAACACCAGUGUAUUUGAAGUUCGUGAUUUGGAAAAAUUACUGGGGCAGCUCGCUAUUGGUACUGACUCGUUCCUAAUUGAUAAAAUUGGAGAUCACUCGUUUUCAGAAAAACAGUUAGAGGCAUUUACUAGUCUUACCUGGGAAAAAUUGAUAUUUUCACUUCGUGAAAAGUUAACAUCGAUGAGAAACUCAGUGAAUCGUAAUAUCGUUCAAGCUCUUGUUAUUUUUUUAUUCAAAUUACGAACCGGAAAUUCGAAUGCAUUAAUAUCUUCCGUUUUUGGUUUAGUUCGGGAACAAAUUGUAUCUGACUACUGUGAUGACUUCGUUUGAAAAAGAUGUUUUACCUCAGCAUUUUGGAAUUGAUGCUAUCAGUAGGGAGACAUUACUCACUAAUACGUCAAACACUGCUAAAAAAUUGUAUCAAGUAGAAGAUGACCAGUUGAUAUUCAUUUGUGAUGGAACAUAUAUUCGUCAUGAAAAAAGUGCAAAUAACGAAUACCAGAGGAAAUCAUAUUCUGGUCAAAAAAAGGUUCCUUUGUGUAAACCAUUCACGAUAUGCACUACGAAUGGUUUCGUUAUAGAUAUGCUUGGGCCAUAUACAGCUAAUAUGAACGAUGCUGAAAUUAUGAGAGUGAUCUUAAAUGACCCCAAUGGUCUGAUUAAAGUGCUGAAAAAAGAUGACAUUAUUGUGGUUGAUCGUGGCUUUCGUGAUGUGAUUGUAUACUUAGAAGAAUUAGUGUUCAAAGUGCUAAUGCCUGCUCUCAAAGGAAAACGCAAUCAGUUGACCACAGAUGAAUCGAAUAAAUCCCGUUUUGUUACCAAAAUUCGUUGGGUUGUUGAAGCAGUACAUGGCAAUAUUAAACAGAAGUUUAAGCUAUUAGAUCAUAAACUGGAUAACAAAUUGCUUCCAAAAACUAGUGUUUUUUGUCGAAUCGCUUGUUUUUUGCACAAUGAAUUUGGAACAAGACUUAAUUCUGAUCUUGAUCUUACAGAAAAAAUAAUUGCUGCCAUGAAUUCAAAAAAAGAUCAAGAGAAUACUUUAGCCUUGGAGAUAAAAACUAAUCGUUGGGCCAGAAGAAAAGUUCCCUUUGCAAUAAUAACUUCAGAACAAUUAACUGACUUUCCAGAAUAAUCAGAGCAAGAACUCAAAAUUCUUUUCACUGGAUCAUAUUAAAUGUCUCAAGCUGUAUCGUAUUUAGCUGAGAUGAUGGAUGAAAACGGAAUAAUCACAUUCCAUUAUUUAAAAAUUACACGUAAUAUUAUAAAAUUCGAAGUCAGAUCUCGACAUAUUAAUUCGAAGACAUAUCGUUGUUUUAUUGAAUAUCAGCCAGAUAAGAACGAUAUUUCCGGAAUAACUCGAUAUUGUUGUGAUUGUGCGAAUGGUAGACGUACUGUUGGAUGUUGCUCUCAUAUUGCUGCUAUCAUAUAUUAUUUAUCUUACGCUCGAUAUUUGGCGAAAAUUGUAAGACCUGCU
Messenger RNA from Polistes dominula (European paper wasp), 2058 nucleotides. RefSeq lists its product as uncharacterized. The record is from RefSeq and is a predicted model, not a curated record. Lineage: Eukaryota; Metazoa; Arthropoda; Insecta; Hymenoptera; Vespidae.